This is a messenger RNA of Recurvomyces mirabilis, 1239 nucleotides long. RefSeq lists its product as uncharacterized. The coding region runs from base 1 to 1239 and encodes 412 amino acids. NCBI's taxonomy places the organism in Eukaryota, Fungi, Ascomycota, Dothideomycetes, Mycosphaerellales, Teratosphaeriaceae. The record is from RefSeq and is a predicted model, not a curated record. The transcript is spliced from 2 exons.
AUGUCCGCCCUGGGCAGUGACGCCUGGCUCAACGCCUCAGCCUACGACAGCACCCACCCACUCCAUACUCGAGCCGCGGACUUCAUCGCCAACAUUGACUGGUCCUCGCUGACCAAAAAUGCCUCUCAGCUCCGGCAUGGCAUCCCUUGCACGCUCAGUGAGAAGUUCUCUGUAGGCCACUUUAACAUGGUAAGGAGGUUGGAAUUUGAGGAUGGAGUGCUGUGGAUAGCACGACUCAGGUUGCCGGAGCUCAAUUCUGUCUUUGGGGAAAGGGAGGCCUUGGAUGUGGAAAACUCGAUGAGGAUUGAGGUUGGAACGUUGAAGUAUAUUCGAGAGAAGACUGCGAUCCCUGUGCCAGAUAUUCACAGCUACAAGUUCGGUUCGGAAGACAGUACAGGCGUUGGAGCACCAUACAUCCUUAUGUCCUACAUCCACGGCAAUGUUGCGCAGGAUCUGCAGGAAGAGAUAGACGGGGAUUCUAACCUCUUUGGUACACCCGAGCAAGACCAGAACUUCCGACGCCAAAUGGUGGAAAUACAAUUCCAACUUGCGAACUUGACAUUUGACCGUAUCGGCGCUGUCUACCAGGACGGCGAUGUUGGCUUCAAGCUAGGUCCCGAGAUUGAGACGGGUCUUGGACCUUGGGCCACGCCACAAAUGUACUGGGAUGCUUGGGCUCAUCAUGCCGCGGGCGUGGCGCGUAAAGACUGUACAGAAGAGACGAAACUUGAUGCAUCAAUCCAGCUCCCGGUCUACUUUAACGAUCUCAUGGCGGCUUACGGCCAAAGCAGACAAACCCGGUUCGGGCUCGUGAACCGCGACUUUGGUGCGCAUAAUGUUCUGGUGGAUAAGGAGUUCAACAUACUUGCGCUCAUAGACGUUGAUGGUGUUAUCGCUGCGCCGAUCGAACGUGUUGCUCAAUUUCCCUGUUUCAUGAGCUUGGAGCGACCAGCACCGGGGUAUGUUGAAAGACGACCAGCAGCAAUCGAGAGAUUGAAGGGAUGCGAGGGCUUCCUUGAGAAGUACGCUGAAACGGUCAGGGAGUUUAGGGCAAGCCAAGGAGCAAGUGCAAGUUCAGGUGGCCCGAAGCUGGAAGAAGUGAUGAUGAGUGAUGGUGCAAGUAUUGUGCAAGGGUUGAUCGAGUACGGACAGCAUCAAAUUCAUGUCAAUCAGAGGUGGUUGGGUGCGUAUGAGAAGUUCAUGCGGAAGAUAGGCAAGGAAGUGGAUAGGCACGAGUAG